CGGCGGGUUCUCCGAGCUUCGAGGCGGGCGGAGGCCGCGAGUUUCUCCUCCCCCCCCUCUCUUCCGACUAGGCGUUGCUGAGAGAGGAGCCGUGAAGAGAAGACGAAAUGGCGGCGGCUCGGCUGGGCUGAGGCGGCGAGGCCUAAGCGAGGCGGCGGCGACGGGGCGAUUCCACCCCCUCAGCCCUUCCCCCCCAAUCCCCGCUCGGCGCCGCCUCGCCUCUUCUGUGGCGGCCUUAUCAAGUGGAGCAUUGAUGGUUUUCGAGUCUUCUGAAUGGCAUCAGGAAGACCCUUGUGCUUCUGACUUCCCCAGGACAGCUAGUGCUGUAGGGGCUAUGCUGAGUGUCUCUGACUUCCUGCAACCCUCCAGCAAUUCUUCUUUAGGCUUGGGUCGAACCACUGGAAAAAUCCCAGCAACCUCUGUGUCAGAAGUGAAAUCUGGAGCAGAGGAAGGGAAUUUGAAACCUGUGGUCCUAGAAUCUGAAUCUAAUAUGGAAAACGUUUCUUUUGCUUUGGAUGACAAAGGUGAGCAAAGCAAUGAAGAUGAGCAAAAGACAGUUAAGCCCACUAGCAAGGAGUUCAAGAAGACGUGGGGUUUUCGGAGGACCACAAUUGCGAAGCGUGAAGGCUUAGGGGAUGCAGAGAUGGAUGUUGCUGAACAGCAGCCCUCUCCGCAACAGAGCUUGGCUCUUAGACGUAGCGGGCGGCAGCCCAAACGCACCGAGCGAGUAGAAGAAUUUCUUACAACGGUGAGGCGCAGAGGGAGGAAGAACCUUCCUACGGCGCUUGAGGACUUGAGUGAGCCGACAUCUUUUCACGUAACUGAUGUCGAGACAGCUUCUGAAGGUAGCGUAGAAAGCUUGACAGAGAUAAAACCUGCCUCUCAGAAGUGCAGCUCCAAGGACGGCAAGGGCCAGUUGGCUCAGAAAGGCAGGAGCGCAAAAGAGCAGGAGGAAGAGGAGGAGGACGAGGAUGAGGAAGGCACAUCCGACAGCGACAGUGAUGGGUUAACCUUGAAAGAACUGCAGAACCGUCUGAGGAAGAAACGUGUUGAGCAGAAGCCGAAAGAGCUGACUUUAAAAGACUUGCAGAAUCGCUUCAGAGGAAAGCAGCCCCCGCAAAGUGCUGCUGAUGCGGUUGAUGUCCAGGCUGACAGUCAGGUCAAGCUUGAAGCAGCUGUGAAGCAGGAGCCCAAGAAUGCAGAGAACAUUCAGGCCGGCGAUCAAGAAGUUGCUGCUGAGGAAGUUGCGGAAGAGGUUCAGGUGAAGAAGGAGCCUCCUGAACAGUCGAGCGAUGGAGCUGGAGAAUCAGUAAAGAGCAAGUCAGAAUCUGAGGUUUAUGAUCCAAGUACUUUGUACUGUAUCUGUCAGCAGCCUCAUAAUAACAGGUUUAUGAUUUGCUGUGAUAGAUGUGAGGAAUGGUUUCAUGGAAACUGUGUAGGAAUUUCAGAGGCACGUGGGCGACUGUUGGAAAGGAACGGGGAGGACUAUAUCUGCCCAAAUUGCACCAUUCUGCAGGUUCAGGAUGAGCCGGUCACUGAAACACAGAGACAAGAAACUGUGCUGGGGCAGUUAACAGCCGAUGGCACAGAACUCACUAGCAUAGGGACAGUUGAGCAAAAGUCGAGCGAGGACCAAGGCAUCAAGGGUCGGAUUGAAAAGGCUGCAAAUCCAAGUGGGAAGAAAAAACUCAAAAUAUUUCAGCCAGUAGUUGAAGAGCCUGAAGCAGCCAGCUGCAUUGGACCUGGUUGUUCUAAUGUGGCUCAGCCAGGCUCUGUGUACUGUGGACAUGAGUGCAUUAUCAAGCACGCUACAGCCACCAUGAAAUUAAUGAGUGAAAGCAAAGAACAAAAACCAAAGGAGAAGACAAGAGUAAAAGUGGAACGAUCUGUUGUCCCGAAAUCUCAGCCUCCGGCAGGUUCCAAACCUCCCUCCACACAGAAGAGACCAGCUCCUGAGAAAAGAGAGAUGGCAGUGAAGAAAACAGCAGUGGCGGCCCUUAAGACCGAAGGCAAUGCUCAGACAGUUGCUAAAGAGCCAGCCCCAGAAAGCAGCACUCCGUCCUGGGCAAGCGAUCAUAAUUAUAAUGCAGUAAAGCCAGAAAGGACUCCUGCCAUUUCAUCAGCACUGUUGUUCAAAUCACUAAAAGAGGAGCGGAAGAAUGAGGAUAAACCAGUAGAAUCUUCAACAGCUUCAAAGAAAAUUAUUGUUUCCACUUCUUCAGUAGAAAAACAGAUGUCUUCCCAAACUAGAAAUGUGCCUCCAAAGAAGCCCUCUGCAUUUACUAGUACUUUACUAUCUAAACACCCUAUUAAGCAUUCUGCUGCAGGCUUCAAAGGGGUAAUACCAAAGAAGUCCUCAGUGUCAGGUGGUUCACCUGCAGCAAGCACUGUGUCGGCAUCGAAGCCUUCACCUCUGUCCUAUGGUACAUCCUCCAUUCCUAAAAGAACACUUGCAUCUUCUAGCAUGGGUGGAGGAUAUAGAAAGCCCAUGAUGUCACCUGCUUCAUCUUUUAUGAUGUCUGCAGCACAAGCUAAAUCUGCAGCAAGUGUUGGUCAGUCGCAGCCUAAUUCCCAGAUUCGACAAAAUAUACGGCGAUCCCUUAAGGAGAUUCUGUGGAAAAGAGUAAAUGAUAGUGAUGAUCUGGUCAUGACAGAGAAUGAAGUGGGAAAGAUUGCACUGAACAUUGAAAAGGAAAUGUUUAACUUGUUCCAAGCUACAGACACUCGAUAUAAGAGCAAAUAUCGCAGCAUUAUGUUCAAUCUCAAGGAUCCCAAAAAUCAGGGCCUUUUCCAUCGUGUUCUUCGGGAAGACAUUGCUUUGUCAAAGCUAGUGAGAAUGAAACCAGAAGAACUUGCAUCCAAAGAGCUGUCUGUGUGGAAAGAAAAACCAGCCAAAUCAAUAAUGACAUCUAGGCGUAAAUCUAAUGAAAAUAAGAAAUCAACAGUAAAACAAGAGCCCAUCCCAGAUGUUAACAUGGAAGAUUCCCCACCAGUUUCUGACUCUGAUGAGCAGCAGGAGUCAGAUCGUGCAGCCCCUGAGAAAAGCACAGCACCUCUUUUGGAUGUUUUUAGCAGUAUGUUAAAGGACACAACAAGUCAGCAUCGAGCCCACCUUUUUGACUUGAACUGCAAAAUCUGUACAGGUCAGAUUUCAGCAUCAGAUGAUGAACCAACUGUAAAGAAACCAAAAUUUUCAUCUUCAUCUGUUAAGAAGCUGGAACCGAAGCUGGAACCAAAGCCAGAAACAAUAACUAAAUCUGAAACCUUGACGCAAGUAGAGGAUAUGGAUAUUGAAAAAGAAGAAUCGGAUGAUGCUCCAGAACCCAUUACUGGACCGGCUGCUGAAGCAAUGCCUCAGCCAAGCUUUGAAAGAGCUUAUGUCCCGUUAACUCAAACGCAAAAUAGCUUGGAAUCUUCUCUGGCAAGUGAGAGCUCUCUCUAUCCCACCUCUUACGCUGGAGGAGUCAUCACUACUGUAACAGUAUCUGGCAAGGAUCCCAGAACAGCAAUGAGCACUUCGCUAGCCUCAGUUUCUACAGGGACUUCUGUGUCGCAUCCCAUCCCUGCUCCUGAGAAAGUUUCUUUGGGUGAAAGUAAAUCGGAAGUUUCACGGUCAAUUUUGCAGCCUCCAAAAUCAAUAUUAACAAAGCCAUCCUCCUCAGAUCCAAGAUACUUAGCAGUUUCAUCAUCGCUAAACGUUGGUAUUUCAGAGACACGGUCGCCUCAGGAAGGAGACACUUCCCAAUUCCUCUCACGUAUCAGCACCAUUUGGAAAGGCUUUAUCAACAUGCAGAGUGUGGCCAAGUUUGUCACCAAAGCAUACCCUGUUUCUGGGGCCUUUGACUACCUCAGUGAGGAUUUACCAGACACAAUUCACAUUGGAGGAAGGAUUUCACCGAAGACAGUGUGGGAUUACAUUGGCAAACUUAAAUCAUCUGUGUCAAAGGAACUAUGUUUGAUUCGUUUCCAUCCUGCAACAGAAGAGGAGGAGGUUGCCUACAUUUCUCUAUACUCCUAUUUUAGCAGUCGUGGUCGAUUUGGUGUUGUAGCUAAUAACAACAGACAUGUCAAGGACCUCUAUCUGAUUCCUCUCAGUGCUAAGGAUCCUAUUCCACCAAAACUUUUGCCCUUUGAGGGACCAGGUCUUGAAUCAACACGUCCAAACUUAAUUCUUGGAUUGGUGAUUUGUCAGAAAGCUAAGCGUCCUGCGACUGUGUUAGAAUCUGAAAAGAUGGAAGAAAAACGUAACAGAAUUCAACUACAGGAUGAAACAGAAGUAUCUACAUAUCCUAAAGGUGCUUCAUUUUCUCAGCAGGAGAAGAAAUCUCCAAAAUUCUCCCUGUAUUCUGCAGACACUGUUGUCAAUACAACACCACCUGGUUCUCCACCCCCUCCACCCCCACCUCCCUCUUCAGAACAAUCUUCAGUGGUGACACCAUCUGUGCUAAAAAUAUUAUCCUCAAUUAAAACAGGAAACUCAACUCCUGCCACCUCAUCAAAUGUUUCACUGCCAGGAACGAACACAACUACCCCAUCUUCUGCAGCUUCCUCAUCUGCAAAAUCAGCCACACCUCUCGAUCACAUCCUGCAAACACUGUUUGGAAAGAAGAAAUCUUUUGAUUCCAAGGAUUCCGAAACUACUCAGACAUCUAAGACUGAAACUCCAACAGUUAUUGAAGAAGGGUUACCAACCGUUCCCUUACUGGAUCCCAUUGUGCAGCAGUUUGGGCAGAUGUCAAAAGACAAAGCUAUAGAGGAGGAAGAAGAUGACAGACCUUAUGAUCCUGAGGAAGAAUAUGCCCCAGAGAGAGCUUUUGCAAUGCAGAGUGGCGAAAGUGGACUUGAAAAACAACGGGAAGCUUCAGAGCAAGAAGAUGAAGCCUAUGAUCCCGAAGAUGAAACGAUCUUAGAAGAGGCAAAAGUUACUGUUGAAGACUUACCUAAUAAAAUGUAUUUGGAAACUAAAAACAGCUCCUUGGCAACAUCUGCUCCAUUUGUCCCUGAUAUAUCUGCUCCAGCAUCUUUGGUAGAGCAGCAGAAAAUGUUAGAAGAAUUAAACAAACAAAUAGAAGAACAGAAAAGGCAGCUGGAAGAACAAGAAGAAGCUCUUAGACAGCAAAGGGCAGCUGUUGGUGUAUCAUUGGCUUGUUUUUCAGUAUCUGAUGCUUUACUGUCACCUCCUCCUCAUCUUGAUCUACCUGCUCCAAAGCCAGCCAUAGCAAAAACUGAGUUAUUUCAGAAUGAGAAUCAAGCUACUGAAAAAUCUGAAUUGACGACUUCCUUAAGUCAGGGAAAUGAUCCUAGACAAAGUAGAGAUCCCCGACAAGCUCGAAGGACUGUAACUGAGUGUAAUGAAAGCACUGACUCCAGUUUAAAGACACAAAUGAGAGAAUCCUCCACACGUGACAGCAUUCUACCUAGCUAUUCAGGCCCACCACAAACAGUACUUAACAAAGAUGAUAAAAUGCUGAUGUCUGUUACUCAGCCAGGUCAUAAUGAAACAUGGGUAACAAGUGACAAAGGUUCUUCAUUGCCUGAACAAGAUGUACCCACUAUCAAAUAUGAAAAUUCCCCACAAGUUCACCAGGAAACCGUAAAUAAAUCAACCAGUGAAGCACCCAUAACAGCACCUGUCCGUAAAGUGCUGCUACCCACGCCUCCCAGUCCAUGUUUCUUGCCUAGCUUCUCUGCACCUAAUAAUGCCCAGAAUGUAAGCUGGUCGAAUAUGUCUCAGGACAGUAAUUCAGCAGGGGUAGGAAGAGAUUCUUUUCCAGGCACUGUGUUCACACCCCAGGAAAAAGUUCCUGGCCACUUUGAAACAGAAGGAGGGCCCUCUUCUUUGCAAUAUGAAGGCCAAAGAAAUCCUCAUUCUGGCCACUUUUUUGAACAAGUGGAAUCUCCAGCAAUUCAAAGUGAGGAAGAAAGAGGUGCACCCCUAUUUUCUUCCCUUGGGCAAAAAGGUGUUCCUUCUUCAGUAAUGUGUGGUGCUCCUGAUUUCCAUGGACAGAGGGGGCCACCACCACAGUUUACAGAGGGGCAUAAUCCAAAUAACGAUGGACAAAGGGGGCCGCCACCAAAUAGAUUUGGUGCCCCAAGAGCACCUAUUCCUUCAUUAUUUUCUUCACAACAUGGACCACCUCCUCUCUUUAAUGAAAACAGGGGCCCUUCACCAUCAUUUCCUGGAGGCCCAAGAGAAGCAGCACCCUCUCAGUUUGAAGAACAUAGGGCACCCCACAUGGAACACAAGGAAUUUCCAGAUCCCCAGUAUCAUGAGAUGUCUGGACCUCCUAAAAAAUUUGAAAGCCCUGAGCCUCCCCAGUUUAUGGGGAAUAGAGGACCUGCACCUUUUUCUUUUGGGGGUCAAAGAAGGCCUCCUCCAUCUCAAUUUAAGGGUCAAAGAGGAGGUCCACCACCUCAAUUUAGCGGACCAAGAGGUCCACCUCCUAAUCAUUUUGGAGGUUCGAGAGGUCCUCCUCCAAAUCAAUUUGAAGGACAAAGAGGUCCUGCUCCAGGUCACAUGUCAGGACAAAGAGGACUCUUACCAACACCAUUUGAAGAACGGAGAGGGAGUCCGCCACCCAGAUUUCCAAACCAGAGAGGCCCAGGGCCACAUCAGUUUGGACCAAGAGGAGCUGCACCUGGUCCAUUUCCAGAACAAAAUGAGCCUCCCCCAAAUAGACAUAAUUUUCAAGGGCAAAGUCAGCAAGGCAUGAAACCGACCCCAAGGCCACUUUUGGAUCUUCCAAGUCAUCCACCCCAGCACAGGAAAGAAAUGUGGGAUGAAACUGGGCCACCUACCUCUCAUUCUAAUACUUCAGGACAGGGAUCUGACUCAGAAGGACAGUGGCCAGCAUCUGAUUUUCGAGAUGGCCGAAGUAACGAAUAUAGAGCUCAGACUUUUGAAGGGAGGCAGAGAGAGAGAUUUGAGGGGGGUAAUAAGGAGAAAAUAUUAGAGCAGCCUGAUGUCCAACAAUCUGAUAAUCGACCAAACAGAGGAACCGAUGAUAGACGGCGAGACCGUGAUCAUAAUCGACCUUGGGAAAGAGACCGUGGGAGAAACUGGAAUAGAGGCAGGGAAAGGGAUUGGGAGAGACAUAGAGAAAAAGACUGGGAUAAAAACAGAGAUAGAAACUAUAACAAAGACAGAGAAAGAGAGUCAGAGCGAGGUAAAGACUGGGAACGAAACCGAGAGAGACCCAGAACCAGAGAAGGAGAUGCAUACCGAAGAAGAGACAGAUCAAGAAGCAGGGAUCGGGAUUAUGAUAGAUACAGGGACAGAGAACAAGCUCGAAGCAGAGAAAAAGAUCGAGAAAGGGACAGGGACCGUGACAAGGAAAGAACCAGAGAUCGCAAGGAUCGCAGUAAAAGUAAAGAAUGUGACAAAGACUCAAAGCCAGAAAUACAAACAGGUGGCCAAAGGCCAUCACAUUCAGAAACUGUUUCUUCUUCCAGUAAGACAUAGAAAGGGAAUGACCACUUAAUAAUGAGUGACUCAGAAAAAAGGCAACUGUAAGACGUGACUGUAGACUCUUUGUAAAUAUUGUAUAUUCUGUAAGACAAAUACUUUGGUAAAGCCUGUUCCACACACAUCCUCCCCCACCAUUUUUGAACAACUGUAAAAUACAGCAGAUAUUCAGACAUUAGGCAGGUACUUGCUGGGCUAGCUACACCAUAAUGUUUUGUUUGGUUGGUUUUUUACAAAAUACAAUUGACAAAAUCCUUUUCUGUUGGUUUAAUGCUAGUCUUUUGAGGGAUUCCUGUAGGGCUUAACUGGAGCCCUGGCUUCCCUGUUUAGCCCGCAUGUACAAAUGUGCAUGCAGGCAGUCAAGACUUCUCAUUGUUUCUCAAGGAAAACCCAAGUAUCUCUUGAGUCUUAUGGAGAUACCUCCAUGUGCAUAUUCUGUGUUCAUGCAGGGAAGGAUUAUGCCUGUAGCAUUAUACUUGUGAAAUGUUUCUUUUUCCUACUUCCUUUAUCUUAAAAUUUCCAUUUACAGAUAAUAAAAAUGGAAAUGUCUUCAGAGAGCACAUUGCUUUUUAAAGAUAUAAAGUUAUGUUUUCUAAUAACUUGAACUGUAAUUUUAUGAGAAUUUAAGCAAGAUCUUAGAAGCCAUAAUCUUUACAUCUUCAAUAUGUAGUAUUUUUUGUUUGUUUCAAAUUGCUCCUACAUAGAAGAAAACCAGUAUUUCUGUCCCGGGUGUAUCAAAUUAUGGAUGGAUUUUUUGUAUUUAUGAAGCUAUUGUAGAGGAGCGGUGUUAUUUCUCAUUUGUAACUGUCAGAAUAUUUGGAUAGGAAAUGUUAAGCUUCUAAGUUCAGUUUCUUCCUUUUUAUAUGUGGGCCUUUUGACUUACAAACCAUUUAGAGUUCAGAUGAGGAUGAAUAUUUCUAAAUAAAUACUUUUCUUGUGAGUAAGAGAUUUUAAAUGUUGCAUUUUUACAAAAAGAUAAAUAAAAAUGAAUAAAACGUAUAUAUAAUGUAACUAAGGCUUUUGAAACAUACCUGUUAGAAAAUGCUUUAUAAAUUAUUGAACUUUCUGAAUGAAAGAGGGAGGUAGUUUGUCAGUUAUAAUACUUCUGUAGAUGUGGAACGGAAUGUUAUACUUCAGAAUUUAAGCAAUUUGGCUUUCCUUGUAAAUUUCAGUCAUUAGGGAUUAAUGAAGAUUAAGAAAAUUCUUAGUCCUAAAUAAAAAUAUCAGUGCACAUUCCAGUCAAAGAUAAGCACUUUUAAGUCCCAUUGGUUUAAGCAGAAGUGAGAUUUAAGCAUGUGUUUAAAAAUCCUGUUGGCAUUAAUAUAAUCUAAAUGUGCUUAACUUUUGAAUUUGCCCUGGGUUAUGUUCUUGUUAAAAAAGAGUCACAUUUAUUUUGAUGAGUAAUUAGUUAUUAUUCAAGCAAAGUUUGGAGUGGUAAAGCCACUGCUGAUGAGUUCAUUACUUUAAAAGGCACAGCUUUUUCACAUGAAACACAGUAUGCUAUUUUCUUGUAUUCACGUUCAUAAUUCUAAACUGUACAUAGAAAAAAAAAUCACCAGUUAAACUGGGUUUGUACAUUUACAUUUGGGCAGUUACUUUGAUAUUUUUAUUUUAAAAAUUCAAAUGUAAAAUAAGAUUCUUAACUUUUGCAUUUUGAAGCCUGCAUUACAAUUGGCACUACUCCAUAAAUAAAUCACUAUGGAUUUACACUUCACAUUGGUACAUCUUAGUCUUUUAACAUCAAUGGCCCAUAUGCAAAAACUUUUGCAGAAUGUUAGACGAUAGUGACCACAAAUAUCUACAAUGAUUAACUUUUAUUCAAGGUGUUUCUAACAGGAGACAUACAUUUCAGUAUGCAAAAUCAAGUGUUGGGUUAGGUUUACUUGACAGGAUUCUGUAAAUUGUAUUUUAUAUUUCAGAAUAUUAACUGUACAUUAAAUGUGGGACUUCACAGAGUUUUUUGUUACUGUAUAUCAAAUAAAAAUCUAAGAAAGUC
Messenger RNA from Heteronotia binoei (common prickly gecko), 9461 nucleotides. It is a transcript of the gene DIDO1, whose product is annotated as death inducer-obliterator 1. Lineage: Eukaryota; Metazoa; Chordata; Lepidosauria; Squamata; Gekkonidae. Gene Ontology annotation, biological process: apoptotic signaling pathway; DNA-templated transcription. The record is from RefSeq and is a predicted model, not a curated record. The coding region runs from base 254 to 7462 and encodes 2402 amino acids. Gene Ontology annotation, cellular component: nucleus. The transcript is spliced from 17 exons.